AUGGGCUGUGCUCCAAGCAUCCACAUCUCUGACAGCAGAGUGGUCUAUCACAGUAGCAAAGAGUCUGAGGAGUGCAAUUCCCCUCACCAGACCAACACAACCAUGUCUCAACAGCAGCAAGGCAACCCCGUCCCAGGAUUAUUCAUUAAAUCCUCCAACACAUCCACUUAUAAGGUGAGGACUAAUUCCUCUAAGAAAGACAAGAGGGAGAACAGCCAGAGCAUGGAGGCAGAGACCCAGACCAGCAGAUCCAGUAGCACCAAGUCCUCUACCUCCACCUCUCCUGAUGCACCAGUAACAGAUGUGCAGUUUGGCCCUAUGAGACUUCAUCAAGAUCAACUUCAGGUACUUUUAGUGUUUGCCAAAGAAGAUAACCAGAGUAACGGGUUCUGUUGGGCAUGUGAGAAAGCUGGAUUUCGAUGUAAUAUUGCCAGGACACCUGAGUCUGCACUAGAAUGCUUUCUUGAUAAACACCAUGACAUUAUCAUUAUUGACCAUAGACAUUCCAGAUACUUCGAUGCAGAAGCAUUGUGCAGGUCUAUCAGAACAACAAAACCCUCAGAAAAUACAGUCAUUAUUGGUGUAGUACGAAGGCAUGCUGACCGUGAAGAGUCAUCAAUAUUGCCCCUGAUCUCUGCUGGCUUCACAAGGAGAUAUGUAGAAAAUUCGAAUAUAAUGGCCUGUUACAAUGAGUUAAUUCAACUGGAAUUUGGAGAGGUGCGGGCACAAUUCAAACUAAGGGCGUGUAAUUCAUUAUUUACAGCAUUGGAAAAAAGUCAAGAAGCCAUUGAGAUCACAAGUGAAGACCAUGUAAUACAGUACGUCAAUCCUGCUUUUGAAACAGUGAUGGGCUAUCAAAUAGGUGAACUAAUAGGAAAGGAAUUAACAGAAGUGCCUAUAAAUGAAAAAAAAGCUGAUUUCCUAGAUACUAUUAAUUCCUGCAUAAAGAUAGGAAAGGAAUGGCAAGGAAUGUACUAUGCGAAAAAGAAAAAUGGAGAUAGCAUACAACAAAAUGUGAAGAUACUACCUGUCAUUGGACAGGGAGGAAAGAUUAGACACUAUGUGUCAAUUAGUAGACUGUGCAAUGACAACAAUAAGGCAGAGAAGACAUGUGAACGUGUUCAGGCUGAAUCUCAGACAGAUAUUCAGACUAGCAGACACAAAGACAGGAGGAAAGGAUCACUGGAUGUCAGAUCCACAACAUCACGAGGGAGUGAUGGCAGCUCACAAAGGCGGCACUCUUCUAUGGCUAGGAUACAUUCCAUGACUAUUGAAGCACCCAUCACCAAGGUAAUAAACAUCAUCAAUGCUGCACAAGAAAGCAGUCCCAUGCCAGUUGCAGAAGCUUUAGACCGGGUUUUGGAGAUUUUAAGAACCACUGAAUUGUACUCUCCACAACUGGGGACAAAAGAUGAGGAUCCACAUACAAGUGACCUUGUUGGAGGGUUAAUGACAGAUGGUUUACGAAGGUUAUCGGGGAAUGAAUACAUAUUGUCAGCAAAACAAACUCAUCAGGUAGCUGGCAGUUUGAUCUCUCCAAUCUCCCUCAAUGAUAUACCCCCACGGAUAACACAGGCAAUGGAAAAUGAAGAACACUGGGAUUUUGAUAUCUUUGAACUUGAGGCUGCUACCCAUAAAAGGCCUUUGGUUUAUCUCGGUCUCAAAAUAUUUGCUCGCUUUGGAAUCUGUGAAUUCCUAAACUGCUCAGAAUCAACUCUGAGGUCAUGGUUACAAGUCAUUGAAGCUAACUACCAUUCCUCCAACUCCUACCAUAAUUCUACUCAUUCAGCAGAUGUACUACAUGCCACUGCUUAUUUCUUGUCUAAAGAAAGAGUAAAGCAAACUUUGGAUCCGAUCGAUGAGGUUGCUGCACUCAUUGCUGCCACAGUCCAUGACGUGGAUCACCCAGGAAGAACAAAUUCUUUCCUGUGCAAUGCUGGCAGUGAGCUAGCAAUUCUCUACAAUGACACCGCAGUGCUGGAGAGCCAUCAUGCUGCCCUGGCUUUCCAGCUCACCACCCGGGAUGACAAAUGCAAUAUAUUUAAAAACAUGGAGAGGAAUGAAUAUCGAACCCUUCGCCAAGCCAUUAUCGACAUGGUCUUAGCAACAGAAAUGACAAAGCACUUUGAGCAUGUCAACAAGUUUGUCAACAGCAUUAAUAAACCAUUGGCAGCACUAGAAGAAAACGGGAAUAAUGGUGAUGGAGAGUCAAUCAAAACUGUUCUCAUGUCUCCUGAAAACCGCAUCCUUAUCAAACGCAUGUUGAUAAAGUGUGCUGACAUUUCCAAUCCAUGCAGACCCAUAGAGCAGUGUAUAGAGUGGGCCGGACGCAUCUCUGAGGAGUACUUUGCACAGACUGAUGAAGAAAAGAGGCAAGGUUUACCUGUUGUGAUGCCAGUUUUUGACAGAAAUACUUGCAGCAUCCCCAAAUCCCAAAUAUCGUUCAUUGAUUACUUCAUCACUGAUAUGUUUGAUGCCUGGGACGCAUUUGCAGACCUGCCAAAUUUGAUGCAGCAUCUGGAUAAUAACUUUAAAUACUGGAAAGGACUAGAUGAAAGGAAGCUGCGGAGCCUUCGACCACCACCAGAAUAGCAAUUAGACCAUGGUGUGUAAUUUACUAACCAGAUGCAUAUUUAUUCAAGCUCACUUUUAUUCAUGUGAUUUCAGAUUUGUUUUGGUCUCUUCAGUAUUACAGUAAGGCUAGCCCACGCGCUUGGGGAGCUUUCAAAUUCAAGAGAACAUGAGGUCAGCAGUUGACUUCCACAAACUACCAUGUGUGGACUCCAAAGAAAUAAACCUAUCAAGUGGAAUUACACUGGAUUGCUGGAGUGCUUGUACUGAAGAGGGUUUAUUAGUGAACAUAUUUUUGCGAUAUCUUCAUACCAGUAUGUGAAGCUG
Molecule: messenger RNA, 2898 nt
Organism: Tauraco erythrolophus (red-crested turaco)
Lineage: Eukaryota; Metazoa; Chordata; Aves; Musophagiformes; Musophagidae
Source: RefSeq, a predicted model, not a curated record